This is a messenger RNA of Helicoverpa zea (corn earworm), 985 nucleotides long. RefSeq names its product nucleoside diphosphate kinase homolog 5-like. Gene Ontology annotation, biological process: negative regulation of oxidative stress-induced intrinsic apoptotic signaling pathway. The coding region runs from base 135 to 932 and encodes 265 amino acids. NCBI's taxonomy places the organism in Eukaryota, Metazoa, Arthropoda, Insecta, Lepidoptera, Noctuidae. The transcript is spliced from 6 exons. The record is from RefSeq and is a predicted model, not a curated record.
GUAGAGCGCGUGCGCUACGAGAGCUACGACCGGCCGCUUCGUAGCACCUUACUGCACUUCUUUGCUUUACAAUACCACUGUUUACGUUGCACUUUACAUUUCACUGGAUAUUACGUCAUCACAUAUUUUCAAUAAUGUCACCAGUUCAAUUCUUCUUGAAAAUAUGCCAUGCCACGCUACUUGCCAGCGUCUUCAUUGAAAAUAGAAUCAUCAGGAAACGACUGUUACGAUUCCCAACUUCAGACACUGAUGCGGAUUACCAUGAGUAUUCGGAGCGAACUCUGGCCAUCAUCAAACCGGAGGCGUAUGAAGACGCCGAGGCGAUUGAGAACACCAUACGGAACAAUGGAUUUAAUAUUCUUGCGAGACGCCACGUCCACCUAACUCCUGAGCAAGCGGCAGAGCUGUACAAAGGUCACUACGGAAGCCACCAUUUCCCACACCUGGUGGCGCACAUGUCCAGUGGCCCAAUCAUCGCGUUGGUACUCACUGCUAAGAACGGCAUACAGAAGUGGAAGACGCUGAUGGGACCUGCUAUGGUACUGGAAGCUCAAGCCUACUGGCCGGACAGCUUGCGAGCGUGUUACGGCAGACGCACCAAGUAUGGAGACUACUUCAAUGGUCUGCACGGCAGUGAAAAUCACGCCGAGGCGCUUAGAGAGAUACACUUCUUCUUCCCUUCCAUGGUGGUAGGCCCUUUGCUUCGUCACUGGCAAGUGAACGACUACAUACAGAGACAUCUCACGCCAACUUUACUGCCUGCACUCACUGCGUUGGCGCACGAGCGUCCCGCGGAACCGAUUCUAUGGUUAGCCGAACAUCUCCGAAGGCACAACCCGAAUGAACCCGAACUCGCGCCUCAGCCGCCCGAGCAGAGGGAAGAUAGACGCUGUCAUACUCCGCAGGAAUCUGAAGAGUCGCUUGUGAAAUAGAUUUUAUUCUCAGUGUGUUAGAGUUCACUUUUGAUUAUACGUUUGGAAUGAUA